This is a messenger RNA of Pneumocystis jirovecii RU7, 1779 nucleotides long. RefSeq lists its product as uncharacterized. NCBI's taxonomy places the organism in Eukaryota, Fungi, Ascomycota, Pneumocystomycetes, Pneumocystales, Pneumocystaceae. Bases 1 to 1779 code for a protein of 592 amino acids. Gene Ontology annotation, molecular function: protein binding; zinc ion binding; histone methyltransferase activity. Gene Ontology annotation, cellular component: nucleus. The transcript is spliced from 6 exons. The record is from RefSeq and is a predicted model, not a curated record.
AUGAAAAAAAAGAAAGAAAACACAGAAAAAAAUAUCGACUCUUUGGAUGGAGAAAUAUACGAGGUAGAAAAAAUUUGUGAAGAGUUUGUGCAAGAAAAUGGGAAUAUUCUAUAUAGGAUAUCAUGGAAAGGUUAUUCAAAAGAUUUUGAUACAUGGGAACCUAUUGAAAAUUUAAUUGACUGCAAGCAUGCUCUUGAAGAUUGGAAUCGGUUUAAAAACUCUACAACAUUAAAAAAAAAACGAAAGACUCUUGUUUUAAAUAAAUAUAGGAAAAAAAGAAAUGUAUAUAAAAACAAUUCACCUGAAGACGAUAAAAUCAGUGAAUUAUCUUUAAAAAAACCUUUUUCUUUGAAAAACAUUUCAAAAUCGGAUAAUAUAAAGAAUAUAUUUAAAGAAAAUCAAAUAAAUAAUAUAAAAAUUCUUAGUGACGAAGAUUUAAAUACUAAAGAAAAUAACGCAUCUGAAUUCAAAUUAAAAAAUGAUUUAUCUCUUGAUAUUUUAAAUUCCUUUAAAAUAAAUUCCUUUAAAAAUAAUUCAUCAGAAAUAUUUUCUACAGAAAAUUGUUCAGUUGAUUCUAUUAAUAAAGAAUCGCAAUUUAUUUCUGAAAAUAAAACACUAUUUACUAAAAUUAAAGGAAAUCAAAAAAAGCUUUUUUGUAGCUCAUUUAUAGAUUUUUCUUUACCACAGGAAUCUAAUGCAUUAGAUACUUUUUCAGCGAAUUCGGAUUCUGAACAUACUAGAAAUUUUCCUCAUAUACAAAACCAGACAAUAACUAAAUCUGAUAAUUUAAACUCUUCUAAUGCUAUUAUUAAAGUUAAUGAAUCCAUAUCUGAUCUUUACAAAAAAGAUUUCAAAUUUCCUAAAUUUAUAAAUAAACCAAAAUUAAAUCCUAUAUUACCUUUUUCUCCAAAGAAUGAUAGAAAUAUAUUUAUAGAAAAAUUGGAUAUGUUGUUAGGGCCUCCAGUUUUUCUUAUUAAUGAAGUUGAUUCUGAUCCAUCUCCUUCAGAUUUUGAGUUUAUAACUUCUUAUAAAUAUGGAUUGGGAGUAGAACCGCGAAAUCCUAUGUUUAUUUCUGGUUGUAGUUGUUCAAAAGAUGGAUGCGAUCUUAAUAAUCCCGGUUCUUGUCAAUGUCUUGAAGAUUCCAAUAAUAAAGAUUUUUCUUAUGAUGAAUAUGGAAGAAUUCGUUCUCAUACUUCAAUAAUCUAUGAAUGUAAUGAAAAUUGUGAUUGUGGAAUAAAAUGUCCUAAUAGAGUAGUUCAAAGAGGACGUAAGAUUCCUUUAGAUAUUUUUAAAACUAAAUAUAAAGGCUGGGGUUUACGCUGUCCGCGGUUCAUUAAAGCAGGAACAUUUAUAGGUGUAUAUUUAGGGGAAUUAAUAUGUCAAUCUGAAGCAGAAGCUCGUGGUAAAAAAUAUGAUCAUGUUGGUAUUACUUAUUUGUUUGACCUUGAUCUUUUUGAAGAUCAGGUUGAUGACUAUUAUACUAUUGAUGCACAAUAUUGUGGGGAUGUAACACGAUUUAUAAAUCAUUCAUGUGAUCCUAAUCUUGCUAUUUAUACUGUUUUAAGGGACAAAAGUGAUUCUAAAAUAUAUGAUAUAGCUUUAUUUGCUAUUAAAGAUAUUCCUCCCUUGGAAGAACUUUGUUUUGAUUAUAGUGGUAGAAAUAAUGAAGAUGAGUUAGGAUUUGUUGGAAGUUGUUCAAAUUCUAAGUACAUAAAUCUUAAAAAUAAACAGCCUUGUUAUUGUGGAGCAUCUAAUUGUAGAGGGUGGUUAUUUGGAUAG